AUGCAUCCUAAGGAAGAAAGUGAAGAGCCACAGCAUGGUGCUCGAGAAGUAACGGCAUUACGAUGUGAAGAUGGCGCCACUGAGAAGAACAACAUUACGGAACGUUUGACAGACGUCAACAGUGGUCAGAAGGUGGAGUUACAACCUGCAGCGAAGCCAGCGCACGAUGACAAGCAGGGCGGCGGCACCUGUCAUUGCCGACCGGCUCGCCACCGCCACCCAAAGGGCGGAAUGUUCACAUGUUGCUACCUGACUGAUUGGUCUGCAGCUGACGCUGCUGCUGCGGCUGCGGCUGCUCCUGUUGCUGUUGCACCACCUGCCGUUUUGGGUGAGUACAAGAGUUCAUGUGGUCCGGCCAGUGUAAUUGUUGGCACGUCGUAUUACAGUACACCGUAUUCCAGCAACAGUAAAAGAAGGCCUCAUUUCCACAGUAUGUACACUGCAAAGAGCAACGGAGAGGAGGCGAGGGUUAAUCACUUCCUCUUCACCUUAGCAAACGAUGAGGCUCUCCCUCAAUCUUGA
Messenger RNA from Echinococcus granulosus, 522 nucleotides. RefSeq lists its product as hypothetical. Lineage: Eukaryota; Metazoa; Platyhelminthes; Cestoda; Cyclophyllidea; Taeniidae. The coding region runs from base 1 to 522 and encodes 173 amino acids. The transcript is spliced from 3 exons. The record is from RefSeq and is a predicted model, not a curated record.